This is a messenger RNA of Chenopodium quinoa (quinoa), 2536 nucleotides long. Its product is annotated as ERAD-associated E3 ubiquitin-protein ligase HRD1B-like. The coding region runs from base 449 to 2086 and encodes 545 amino acids. Lineage: Eukaryota; Viridiplantae; Streptophyta; Magnoliopsida; Caryophyllales; Amaranthaceae. The transcript has 8 exons. The record is from RefSeq and is a predicted model, not a curated record.
UUUUAUGAUACUCCAUUUUUUUUUGGACAAGUCAAUUAAUUAAUAAAUACCUUCAAAGUAAAAUCCAUUUAGGUAUCGGGAAAAAAAAAAGAGUGAGGGAUAUCUCAAGUGGUUAAAACUUACUCCGUAACUUCCGGAUUUAGGAGAUCUAGCUGGGAUCGAUUCUCAUCCCCUCCCUUGUAGCUCUCAAAACACCCGGAAAGAAAAAGAAAAAAAAAAAAAAAACAUUCGGGUUCGGUUAAAACAACAUUACCAAAACUACCAAUUGAAUCAUAUAUGACGUGGCAUCUUAUAAUUGGGUAGAUUCUAUAGCAGUGACGAGGAAAUUCAUCUUUCUCUCUCCUCUUUUCUUCAAAAUUCUUCAUUCCAAAUAUCAAAAUCGACUUCUCAUCAGCUAAACCCAGAAAGCCCCAAUUCCUUGCUCGAAUUGAUACAAUCACAGGUUUGAAUGAUGGUGAGGCUAAAGCCAUAUGCCGGGCUUAGUUUGUUUGCAGCAAUUGCUGUUGUUUAUCAUGCAUUUCACAGUAGAAGGCAGUUUUACCCUGCUAUGGUAUACCUUUCGACUUCGAAGAUCAGUUUAGUUAUACUUCUCAAUAUGGGUUUAGUUAUACUAUGUUCGUUAUGGCAAUUGGCAAAACGCGUGUUUCUUGGUUCUCUUCGAGAGGCUGAGGUUGAGAGACUGAAUGAACAGUCAUGGAGGGAGGUUAUGGAGAUUCUGUUUGCCAUCACUAUUUUCCGGCAGGAUUUUUCUGUUUCGUUUCUUGCUAUGGUUACUGCGCUUUUAUUGAUUAAGUCGCUUCAUUGGCUGGCCCAAAAGAGGGUUGAAUUCAUUGAAACGACUCCGGCUGUGCCCACCUUGUCUCAUGUAAGGAUUGUCUCUUUUAUGGGCUUCCUUCUUUUCUUGGACAGUAUCUUCCUAUACAGCUCGGUGAAGUCUUUGAUUGAAACACAGACAGCUUCAGUGUCCAUCUUCUUCUCAUUCGAGUACAUGAUACUUGCUACGACAACGGUGGCUAUGUUUAUGAAAUACAUAUUCUAUGUGAGCGACAUGCUUAUGGAUGGGCAAUGGGAGAAGAAGGCUGUGUGUACUUUCUACCUGGAGCUUAUCCGAGAUUUGCUGCACCUGUCGAUGUACCUUUGUUUCUUCAUGGUUAUAUUUGUGAACUACGGUGUGCCAUUGCAUUUGAUAAGAGAGCUUUAUGAAACAUUCCGCAAUUUUAAGAUUCGCAUUGCCGAUUACAUUCGAUACCGGAAGAUAACUUCAAAUAUGAAUGACCGUUUUCCAGAUGCAACCCCAGAAGAACUGGACACAAGCGAUGCAACCUGCAUUAUUUGUCGCGAGGAAAUGACUACUGCCAAGAAAUUGAGAUGUGGACAUUUUUUUCAUGUGCACUGCCUUCGAUCAUGGUUGGAAAGACAAAAUACUUGUCCAACCUGCAGGGCUCUUGUUCUUCCACCUGAAACUGGUGCAGUUAGCGCUGGAGGGCAACAUGGACCGCAGUCUGGUGUCCAACAAUCUGCUUCUACUAAUACUUCUGGUCAAGGGUCAACUAGUGGUACUGUUACAGACAGCCCCUUGAGCGGUAAUCAAGCUAGACUGCAGGCAGCUGCAGCUGCUGCUGCAGUUUAUGAGAAAUCCCUUGUUUACCCGUCUGCAAAUACAUUAGUGUGGGCACCUGGAUAUGCUGUACUUCCCCAAGUUCAUGGUGCUAUGCCUGGUUCAAGCAAUGUAAAUUCUGAUGAGGGGGGUGGUCCAGUUGGACAACUUAAGCAUCAACAAGUGAUGUCCAGUGAGCAAAUGAGUUUUCCCUACGUGCAGGGGCCUCCUUUUCCUGUUUCAUCUAUUCAAGUACCUGGUACUGAUAUGUUGAGAGAGGAAAGCAGUCAUCUUUCAGUUGAGUCUCAGAGGAAUUUUCUUGAGCAUCAAAUUCAGUUGUUACAGAGUCAACUAGAGUAUCUGCGGAAACAACAGGUGGACAAAGGUGCUAGCUCUAGCCAUUCAGUAUCCACAGUUACCAAUGUGACAACUACAGAGUCAUCUUCAGAUGCUACAUCCCACACAAAUAUCCAGGAAUCAAAUUUGUGAGUUGUCCUUGAUAAUCGUUGAAAAGCAAACCUGAGAAAUGAAUUUGCAGAGUUUUAAUCUGAGGGAUAAGAAGGCUGGUAUAGAUGCUUAUUUUCUUUCAUUUGAGGUGGAGUAAGCUCUUCCGAUUGUCAAAAUUGAUCACAUAAUUCAUGACGACUUGUUAAAGGUCUGUACAUAUAAAAGAAGAGUGGUGUUACAAGAUUUAUAGGCCUCCUGACUAUUGGAGAAUUUUGGCUUUGUAGUCUUCUCCAAUAUGCUCUGUAUACCGUUUCAAUUUGGGCAUCUUAGAUGUAUGUUGCAGAACCCUUAGGUUCCUUCAGGCAUGUUGUAUUUCUUACUUUCAAACUUUAGAUACUGAAUUGACUCGUAAAUUAUUGAUGAAAGGAAGAUCUGUUUAGUGCCUGAGCCAAGAUUGGCUAUAUAUGUUAUGCCUUUAAACUAGACAGAUAA